AGUAAUACAAAUAAUUUGAUUUUGCACCGUUAUGUUUAUUCUCUUACUAUUUAAAUGACUAAAAAACGACGCUUGCAGACUCAGCAUCCUCGAAAACUUGAAUAAAGCUGAUGAUAAUAUAGAGCAGGCUGUUUCUGCGGGAUAUGACGGACACUCCGGAGAGAGAGAUCCUGGAGCGGGAGCUCCGGCCACGGCUCUGUUAUUUGACUAAAGGAGACCGCGGCUACGGAUUUCAUCUGCACGGGGAACGCAACCGAGGAGCGCAGCUCGUCCGCAGGAUCGAGCCGGGCUCCCCAGCGGACCUGUCCGGUCUCAGGUCCGGCGACCGGGUGGUGGAGGUGAACGGAGAGAACGUGGAGGGAGAGACGCAUCAGCAGGUUGUGCAGAGGAUCUUGGAGGUGGAGCACCGCACCAGGCUGCUGGUGGUGGACCGGGUCACCGAUGAGUUCCUGAAGUUUCACGGUCUGCCGUGUACAGAGGACAGGGCGAUUGAGAUGGGCUCUCUGUCCUCUCGCUCCUCCACCACUCCUCCAUACAGCAGACAGAGCUCAGAGAGCAUUCUCAUUAAUAAGAGUCCCAGCAUCACUGGAGGAGUGAUGAACAGCUCUCCGCUCUACAGAGCUCAUGUCCAUCUGCCGUCACCCGCUUUACACAAGACCGAAACAGAGGCUGAACCCUUCACCAAACUCACCGCAGAGCCUGAACCCGAGUGUGAGCUCAGCACUGACCUCAGCGGAUCACAGACCAGCACUCAGGUGAGUAGAAAGAAACUCAGACAGAUUUGGUACAACUUGAGGAUGAUCAGUUUUCCUGGUCUGUUGACCUACAUACUUCUUCUGGAGUUCAUUGCUGUUCUUGCGUUCCUGUUCUCUCUCCAGGAGGAGACGGUGUUGGAGGAGGAUGAGGUAACGAUGGACCUGCGUCCGCGCUUGUGUCACAUGACCCUCGGCGAGCAGGGCUACGGUUUUAACCUGCACUGUAAGAAGUCUGGCUCGGGUCAGUUCAUCCGCUCGGUGGACCCCGACUCUCCGGCGGAGCGCGCGGGACUGAGGCCCAGAGACCGGCUCAUCGAGGUGAACGACAGGAGCAUCGAGGGCCUGUGUCACGCCGAGGUGGUGGCAUUGAUCAGAGCGGGCGGCACAGACACACGUCUGCUGGUGGUGGAUCCCGACACAGACGAGCUCUUCAGCCGACUGCGCAUCAAGCCCACAUCUAUUCAUCUUAAAGAGGACUGUGUGGAUGGGCCGAUCAUAGAGAGUCCUGUGUCUUCUUCACCGGUCCCAGACACCCCCAAGAUCUCUCCACCAAUCAGCAACAUCACACGGACUGACCCACCAAUCAGCAACGGCUCGCCAAGACACGAGAGUCACAGAAGCUCCUCCUCUCGAUCCAUGUUUUUAGAGACGAGCGCUGAAAUCAGCAGCUUUGACACCAGCAACAAGCUCACAGAUUCUGACCAUCACUCCAUCGAUGACGGCCCUAAACCAAACCCAGGUGUGAACUCUGAGGAGAAGCGUCUAGAUCCGUUCUGGGAGAGCGGACUGCAUCUGAGUCUGACCGCGGCCGAGGCCAAGCAGAGAGCCCGCGCCAAGCGGCCCAACAAGAGAGCGCCCCCUAUGGACUGGAGGAAGAAACAGCAAAUCUUCAGCAACUUCUGAGCAGCCACACAUCAGAAAGCUCACCUCAGACCUGGAGAGACACCACCAACACACACAGACUCCUCCAAAGACAUGCUUAGGCCAGAUUAGAUCCACCUCCAACAAUGCAAUCAUUUUAUAGGUUCAGCUAAGCUUAAUUUGGCAUUUUGUUGUUAGUAAGUGUUUCACAUUCAGCCAGUUGGUUGUUUUACCCAAUAAUGCACAACUUCACUGCCAUCGCAUUUCUACUCUUCCUGAAAUACAACAGCAGUUCCCACAAAGCAGACAAUUAGAAAGGAAUGGAAAGAGAGUAAGAAAAUGUCAUUGCAACGCAGGAACGGUAAGAAGGAAAGACAUUCUGAAGGAAAGGUGAGAAGAAAGUGAACUAAAGAUGCCAAGUGUAAAUCAAGCUGAGAAGCCAAAGGUUGUAGGUUCAAACCCGUGAAGAAAGAAGUUACGGAUCUUGAACCAUUAGAGAAAAUGCACAGUAAGUUGUGUUGGUUGACAAUGAAUGAUCAGAAGAAAAGGAAGAGAUCCCAGAUGGCCUGUCCAUCUUCAUGCUAGUGUAUUCCUCACAACAUUCACUCUCAGCAGAAAUAACUACACUUAACAAAAAUAUUGAUGACAUCCUCCACUGGACAGAUUUUCAUCCAAUCAGACACUCUCUUGAAUUAGCAUAUUGGCUAAUGUCUGUUUUUUUAAAAGGACAAACUCCUCAAUAUGUCCCAAGCUAAAAGAAUAUUUAUGUAUUUAUUUUCUUGCCAUGUUCUCAUAAAUGCUGGUUUGACAUUUCUAAAUUAUAUUUAAUAUUGAGUAUUUAUAGACCUUAUAGUUCAGGAUGUCAUUAUCAUCUUAUUCUAGAUCAAUGUUAACAAGUCUGUUCGAGCAGUGAACCUCAACUGUUUCUGACCGCAGUCUCAAAAAUCAAAAGUGAAACGAUGUCUUAAAGAAUACACUUACACAUGUACAGAACUCCUAGCUAUUAAUAAUUAAUGACAUAAUUGUGUAUAUUACAUCUAAUAUAUUUACAAAUGAGGCAUGUUGUUUUAGGUCAAUUAAUGUA
This is a messenger RNA of Carassius auratus (goldfish), 2700 nucleotides long. RefSeq names its product Na(+)/H(+) exchange regulatory cofactor NHE-RF2. Gene Ontology annotation, molecular function: protein-membrane adaptor activity; signaling receptor binding. The record is from RefSeq and is a predicted model, not a curated record. Gene Ontology annotation, biological process: protein localization to plasma membrane. The transcript is spliced from 8 exons. The coding region runs from base 144 to 1658 and encodes 504 amino acids. Gene Ontology annotation, cellular component: apical plasma membrane. Lineage: Eukaryota; Metazoa; Chordata; Actinopteri; Cypriniformes; Cyprinidae.